UAAUAACGCAUAAUGUUAUUUUAUAGCUUGACCGUGCUCGGUGAUCUGCUAGUAAUGUCUGGUUCGAUAUUCCAGCUUCCGGGGUUUGGCAGCAGACCGCCGACUAAUUGAACACAGAGCUCUGCUGUGGGAACACUUUUUGGAAGUGAUGAGUGAAGACUCUAACCCUGCAGCUUCACCCAGCCCCUGUCAGGACAUCCAGGGAGAUGGUCGAUGGAUGUCUUUGCACAAUCGAUUUGUAUCAGACAGUAAAGGAAAAGAGCCUGAUGUUCUGUUUGUUGGAGAUUCACUUGUCCAGCUUCUGCAUGAGUUUGAGGUUUGGCGAAAACUGUUUUCUCCUCUCCAUGCUCUGAAUUUUGGGGUUAGUGGGGAUGCUACACAGCAUGUAUUGUGGAGACUCAUAAAUGGAGAACUGGACUACAUCAGCCCAAAGGUGGUGGUGUUGUGGGUAGGCACUAAUAAUCAUGGUAACACCCCAGAACAGAUCUGUGGAGGCAUCAUGGCCAUCAUCAAUGUGAUCCAUCAGAAACUGCCCCAUGCUCACACUCUUGUAUUGGGGUUGCUGCCGAGAGGGAAAAGUCCAAACCCUCUUCGUGAGCGUAAUGCGAGUGUGAAUGCUCUAGUUCAGGCUGAGGCAGCUUCUCUGUCUUAUGCCUCCUUUCUGGAUGUGGACCCUGGGUUCAUUCACUCAGAUGGUUCUAUCUUACAUCAGGACAUGUAUGAUUACCUGCACCUCACGCAGCAGGCCUACCAGAAGGUGUGCCAGCCCUUAUAUGAACGCAUCAAAUCCCUGUUAGAUAAACAGGCUCCCUGAACGCAAAACAAGAUACACCAUAAACACCGUUUCCUGCACAUGGAACGGAUGUUUCAUCCUUUAUGCUCCACAUUUAGAGCAUUAUUGAGACAUAAACAUCCUCAGGAUAACUAAUGACUGUUUAAUAGACACAAACGCAUAUAUAUCACAUGCUUUCUGUCAAUAUGCAUUGCUGCUUCCUCGUUACUAUAAGAGAACCAGCUUAAAGGCAUAGUUCAUCCAAAAAUAAUAAAUUGUGAUGCCAUUCUUUGUGUAUUUCUGAUCAUUGUGUGAUUCAACAAUUUUUGCCCCCAAAUGCAUUUUCUUCUCUGUUCCAUAGAAUAAAUAGUUAUUCAGGUUUAGAAUGACAUGAGGGUGAGUAAACAUAAACAGAAUUUUAUUUUUGGGUGAACGAUCCCUUUAAAUUGUCAGAUUUAUUCUCUUUACAUAAAAAGGUUAGUACAUUCCUAAGUGUGUACAUGUAUUACAAGACACAAUAACUGGUAUGAUGUUGUUUUCAUGAUGACCUCUGAUGAGUGAUAGCUGUUGAAGUGUACAUAUGUGAUGUGUCCUGCUGUUGUGUUUUGAUUGCUGAAGAAUUUCUUGUAAACCUUGUGUAGGAAACAGCCGCUUUCCCAAAAGCAUGCCGUGUAGCCCUUCAUAUGUUAAUAACUGCAUGUUUAUUUGUUGAAAGGAACAAUAUGGGUUCAUUUGGUUUCUCCUUUACUGAAUCCACAGUGCAUGCCCACAGGCUCUUUUCUGAGAAAAGGGAAGGUGCUUUACACAAAGUUACGUACCUUUAAAAUGAUUCUGUCAGAUGUGACGUUUUAGAAAUUAGUGUUUCAGUUAUUUUGAACAGUGUUUUUAUUAUUUUGGUAAGUUUCUCCCACGUAUAUGUCUACUUUAUAUUUAUAUUGUUAAUUUUGUGUUAUGUUCCAGUGUGCGAUAAGCUGUCAAAUCGCAAGACAGCAGGUGAAUUAUAUGAACAAAUUUACUUUGUGGAUGAAAUCCUAAAAUCUCAUAACACAUGGAAUAGGUUUGGUUGGUCUAUGUAUGGCUCAGUUUCUAAUAAGUAGAGAAUUUAAAUCACAAGGAGCCAAUCAAUUGUUUUAUUUUAAUUGCAUUACAGUUAGAUCACAUUGUUGUAUUUCAACCAACAAACCAUCACUUUUAAAUGUUGAAGAAUGUGGUUAAAUGUUGCAAUGAUGAUUCUGCUGUUGCUUUGUCCUGUUUUUGUUCGUGCUGGUUUGUCUGAGGGGUUUUUGUGAACAUUGUUAUCUUCUAGUAGCCUUGAUAUUCCAGGAGAUGUAUUUUCUUAUGACUUCAAGAUUCUGAGGUUUAGAUGUUAUGCCUGGUGCUGCAAUAAACAACUAUCAUGGAAAA
Carassius carassius (crucian carp) is the source of this 2176-nucleotide messenger RNA. RefSeq names its product platelet-activating factor acetylhydrolase IB subunit alpha1-like. The coding region runs from base 149 to 814 and encodes 221 amino acids. NCBI's taxonomy places the organism in Eukaryota, Metazoa, Chordata, Actinopteri, Cypriniformes, Cyprinidae. The record is from RefSeq and is a predicted model, not a curated record. The transcript is spliced from 6 exons.